AUGGUGACUGGAGAUGAAGGCAGCUCUGGGUGGAGACGGAGGCAUGUUUCCCUGGGGAUGAGACCCAUAGUCGAUAGGGAGUGCAGCGCAGGUGCCAAGUUCGUUUACAACGACCCGGAUUUAGGACUGAGGGUUGUAUACAAGGCCUUUUACUCGAAGUCCGAAAUCCACAACUGGAUCAGCCAGGCCCAUGUGCGUGCGCUCGGAUGCGACUUCUUCCUCCUCCCACAUCCGUUCAGAGCACUCAAUCGCUGGCCGACAAGCCCCGGAGACAGGGUGAUCAAGCCCAUCGGCUCUGUGAACCUCAUGGUUCAACAACGGACCGCUCCUUUUGAAUGGAUUGCUGUUCCCUUCUAUGUGCUCCAGGAGCCUCUGCAGGGUUACCGUUCAAAUGACAUCAUAAUCGGCGAGAAGACGACAAAACAGCUUCUGGGCGAACAUUUCUGCUUUGAUAUAUACAACAAAGAUCCGGGAGAAUUUGAAGAGAUGAUGGAUGAGGCGGAGCUCCAGUAUCUAUGUCAAAGACUCAAUUUUGAGCCAGACCCACAGCUCUCUCCCCAAGGAGGGAUGGUGACGGAGACAGAGUUCCAGGAGCCCCUGGAGCAUCUCAACCCCGAUCCAGAUCUAGAGCUCUAUCAACAGGGGGUGGUGGGAAUGGAGGCAGAGCUCCAGCAGCGAUCGCAGCAUCCCAGCCCCGAUCGCGGUCCACUUCCUCAGCAAGAAUGGAUGAUAGAUAACGCUGGCAAUUACAGGCAUCAACCUUGGGACAACAACUUGAGCUCUGAGUUGGGACUGCAGGUAUCGGACCAAACAUCGAUGUUUUCUGAAGUAGGCGCAUGGGCAGAGGCGGGCUACGAAGAACACGGUGAUCCUAGCUUCGACUUCACUGAGGAAGACCAGUUAUCGGAGAUGCAGACAGGCAUGUUUGCCUAG
Podospora pseudopauciseta is the source of this 933-nucleotide messenger RNA. RefSeq lists its product as uncharacterized. Bases 1 to 933 code for a protein of 310 amino acids. The transcript has a single exon. NCBI's taxonomy places the organism in Eukaryota, Fungi, Ascomycota, Sordariomycetes, Sordariales, Podosporaceae. The record is from RefSeq and is a predicted model, not a curated record.